Vespa velutina is the source of this 1267-nucleotide messenger RNA. Its product is annotated as U-scoloptoxin(01)-Cw1a-like. NCBI's taxonomy places the organism in Eukaryota, Metazoa, Arthropoda, Insecta, Hymenoptera, Vespidae. Gene Ontology annotation, molecular function: chitin binding. The transcript has 5 exons. Gene Ontology annotation, cellular component: extracellular region. The coding region runs from base 671 to 1135 and encodes 154 amino acids. The record is from RefSeq and is a predicted model, not a curated record.
AAAAAAGAAAAGAUAAAUAAAAGAUAAGAUCGUUGUUCAAUUCAACAACGGAAUUUAAUGUUAACAAAGUCUACUCAUUCACGAAGAUAUAAAUUUAUAUAUGAUUUAAAUUCAACGUUUCAAACGUAUACGAUAUGUGCGUAGAUAACUCUUGCUUCAGCCUUUGGAUCGCGAGAAUGAUAUCAAAGUUUAUCUCAGAUAAACAUACAAAGAUAGCUAAGUGUGACUAACGAUGAAAUCUCAACAAAUCUUUAAUAUUGUUUGAUGAAGUUGAAAAAGAUCGAAUUGCACUGUUCGGGUUCGAUAUUAUUACGUUAUUCGUGAUAUAUGAUAUUCGAUGAUCAAUAUAGUAAAAAAUCAAUAUAAUAAAAAAAAAAAAAAGAAGAUAAAACGUACCAACAUUUUCUAAAUUUCUAAUUAGAAAUAAAUUCUCGUAGAGAAAGGUACGUGCAGAAAACCAGUCGCACUUAUAACACAGAUACGAACACAUACACAUACAUACGUAGAAAACGUAAGAAUUGGUGCCCCCGAAAACGACGUUGCUUUCACAAGAUGAAUGAAGAACGUAGAAGAAGAGAAAAGUACUUUUGUUAAAGUUAACAUCUAGAAUAGGUUUGGUGACGAUCGACGAACAUGAGGAUUUAAGAUACCAUGACUAACCGGAGUCGCGAUGUCCACAAGGACGUCACGCUUCGUGACAUGCGACGGCACGACGACAAAAAAGAUCUUUUUCGAGGAAACGAACAUACGAAAGUUCAAGAUGAUUUCGAGAUAUCAAGUAUUCGCUGCGAUCGUGCUGCUUACGACUAUCUUGUUUUACCGGACGAUGGCGCAAGUCGAUGGUUACACACCUGGUGUCGAUUAUCCUAUUUAUAAUUCCGUACCGUUUGGGCUCACCUUUACCUGCGGAGGAAAGUUGCCUGGAUAUUAUGCGGAUCCCGAAGCAAGAUGUCAGGUUUGGCACUGGUGUUUACCGAACGGUCGGCAAUUCAGUUUUCUUUGUCCUAACGGCACAGUUUUCAGUCAAACGGCACGAGUCUGUGAUUGGUGGUUCAAGGUCGACUGUAACGAUUCUCCGAGACUUUAUGGCAUCAACGAUGACCUCUACAGAGACAUCAAUGGAAACAGAAUUUAAUAUUGUCAAAGAAUUCCCGUAGGAAUAAGUAUAUAUUAAUAAAGGAUUUUUUUCUAUAAAUUUACUUACGAACAAUAAUACGAUCAAUGCUUGUUCUAUACACGAAUUAUAGUUAUCUAAUUUACCGACGUA